This is a messenger RNA of Cornus florida, 1653 nucleotides long. RefSeq names its product serine carboxypeptidase-like 13. Gene Ontology annotation, molecular function: acyltransferase activity, transferring groups other than amino-acyl groups; serine-type carboxypeptidase activity. The record is from RefSeq and is a predicted model, not a curated record. NCBI's taxonomy places the organism in Eukaryota, Viridiplantae, Streptophyta, Magnoliopsida, Cornales, Cornaceae. Gene Ontology annotation, biological process: secondary metabolic process; proteolysis. The transcript has 14 exons. Bases 122 to 1546 code for a protein of 474 amino acids.
GGUUAGAUUUGUUAGAACACAGAGUAGCCUAGCGACUAAGUUUGGUAAAUAAAAGCACAAGGGUGUGUGUGCAUGUGUGUGUACCAAGGCAUCAUAUGAGAAGCUAGCUGCUUUUCCAACAAUGGCAUUCAGCUACACGAGUUGUGUCGUCAAUUGGGUGUCUCUGCAUUUGUUCCUUGUAGUCUUCUUCUCUGGAAAUUUAGUGUUUGGUGGCUCAAUUGUCACUCACUUGCCUGGAUUUGAUGGUGAACUUCCCUUCACGCUUGAAACUGGAUACAUAACGGUUAAUAAAUCAGAGCUCUUCUAUUAUUUCAUUGAGUCUGAAUUGAGCCCAGACUCGGAUCCUCUUUUGGUUUGGUACAGUGGAGGUCCUGGCUGUUCUGCCUUCAAUGGACUUAUUUAUGAAAUAGGUCCACUAGCUUUCAACAUAACAGCUUAUCAAGGAGGUAUACCAACAUUGCAGUAUUACCCAUACUCAUGGACAAAGAGUAGCAACAUAUUAUUCAUAGACGCCCCUGUUGGCACUGGAUUCUCCUAUGCAUCAGACUUGAGCGCGUACCCUACUGGGGACACAAAAUCAGCACAAGAGACUUAUGAAUUCCUCAUAAAGUGGUUCACCGAUCACCCAAAAUUCCUUGCAAAUCAACUAUUCAUCGGUGCGGAUUCGUAUUCAGGCAUAUCCGCUCCCAUCGUUGUCAAAUAUAUAAUAGACGGAGCUGACACAGGGGACUUUCCGCGCUUCAAUCUCAAGGGAUACAUUGUUGGAUGCCCAAGAACAGAUGCAAUUAUAAAUGAAAAUUCCAAGAUAACAUAUUCCCAUAGAAUGGGGUUUAUAUCUGAUCAACUUUAUGAGCAAGCUAAAGAAAGUUGCAAUGGGAGUUACUAUGAAAUAGAAUCAGAUGAUUCAGAGUGUUACAUAAAUCUUCAAAAGAUCGAAAAGUUGACUCAUGACUUAAACAAAAAUGACAUUCUUGAGCCUAAGUGCACUUGGGCAUCCCCAGAUCAAGAUGGAGAAUCAGAUAGAAGAUUACUCAAAGAAGAAUCAGAAAAUUUCAUACUCUCUCCUCCAAGAAUUCCAGAUUUUUGGUGUCAUAACUUCAAUUAUGCACUUUCCUAUGUCUGGGCAAAUGAUAUUAGUGUCCAAGAGGCUCUAAAUGUCCGAGUGGGAACAGUAAAGGAUUGGAAGAGAUGCAAUAAGACAUUGGAUUACUCAAUGGAUGUGGACAGUGUUCUUGAUGUUCAUCGCUAUCUCAGUACAAAAGGGUUACAAGUUCUAGUAUACAACGGUGAUCAUGACCUUACUGUUCCAAACAUUGGUACUCAAGAUUGGAUAAAGUUGUUGAAUAAUAUGACUGUUGAUUUUGAAUGGAGACCAUGGUUUGUUGAUGGCCAAAUUGCAGGAUACAAUAUCAAGUAUUCAAGACGCGGAUCCGGAUAUCGAUUAACAUAUGCAACUGUUCUGGGUGCAGGACACUCACCUCAAGAGUACAAGCGAAGAGAAUGCUUUGACAUGUAUAAUAGGUUUAUCCAUUAUUAUCCUAUCUAGAAGGCACUUGCAGGGCUUCAAUUUCUCUACCUUAAUUUCAAUGCGAAAUAGUUCAAUGUUAUUGAUUUUGUAACCAUUUUGAGUAAUAACACUUUGUUUGAUCUUUC